This is a messenger RNA of Jatropha curcas, 1360 nucleotides long. RefSeq names its product Putative membrane lipoprotein. Gene Ontology annotation, molecular function: polysaccharide binding. The record is from RefSeq and is a predicted model, not a curated record. Lineage: Eukaryota; Viridiplantae; Streptophyta; Magnoliopsida; Malpighiales; Euphorbiaceae.
CAUAUAGAGACUUAGACCAAUGCUUCAUAUCUUCCUAAAUCUUCCUCUCUACAUAGAAAUGAAGCUAAUCAAUAAGCACUCUUACAUUACUCUUCUUUCUUUCAUAUCUUUCAUUAUAACUCUCCCUUCUCCAAUCUCAUCUCAAGCUUGCAAGAAUUCUUGCGGCAAUAUCCCAAUCAAAUACCCAUUUGGAACUGGUCUUGGUUGUGGAGAUCCAAGAUUUCAAAAAUAUGUAACUUGCGAUGAUCAAGAAAAGCUUUCUUUGUUAACCCAUACAGGCUGCUAUCCUAUAAACAAUAUAGAUUACACUAAUCAAGUUAUUUACAUUUCAGAUCCUUCUAUGUCAACUUGUUCUUGUACUCAACCAAGCAAAGGCUUUGGCCUUGAUUGGGAUGCCCCUUUUUCUUUUCAGGAUGAUACUGUCUUCACAUUACUUGAUUGCUCAACUACUUCCUCACCGAUUUUUAGAAAUUCUAAUAAUGGGAGUAUAGUGCCUCAAUGUGAUAGAACAGGUGCACCCAUUUGUAGUUUCUUGUAUUCUUGUCAAGCUAUCAGUAGGCUUAGUCUUCCUAUUUCUACUUGUUGUGUUUAUACACCAGUAGACCUAGGGCCGGCUUUUGAAAUGGAUUUACAGAAACUGCAAUGCUCUUCUUAUUCUGGGUUUUAUAGCUUUAAUGGUCAGGAAGAUAACCCUGAAAAUUGGAAGUAUGGGAUUGCACUUAAAUACAAGUUUAAUGUUUAUAAUGAUUAUCCAAGUUCUUGUGCUAAUUGUGAGAGAAGUAAUGGGGUUUGUGGGUAUGGUGGAGUUUAUAAUUCUUUUGUUUGUAAUUGUCCUAAUGGCUUUAACACAACUUCUGACUGUUUCUUUGGGGGAUCAUAUAGUCUCGGUUCAACCCUUCUUCCAUGGCAGACAGGUAAUGGGUUGAUCUAUUCGUUGGCAUGCUUCCUUUUCUGGGCCUUUCUUUAGAGAGUGAAGAUCAGCAAAUUAUGUUAAUUGAAAUAAUGGACCUUGAUCUCAAGGCAAGGUUUGUUAUUUUCAUAAAGAAGAUAAGCAAAUUGUAUCAACAUAUCUUCAAAUGCAAGAAAUGUCCAAAAGAUAAUAGUUUGUCUUCUUUUUACUUUUCAGCCUCUUUUGGGUAAAGAACGUAUAAGAUAGCUGCUAGUGUGUUCACUUCAUUUAUCUAGGCCAAAGAAAAUGAGCAUUUGCUAAUUUUAACCACUAGAGACUUUUAGGUUGAACCUCUAAUUUUAGCACUUGUUUGUGAUCCAGCUAGCAAAAGUGGGUCCAUAUAGAGGCUGAGUUGUUGUGAGUGUAUUAAAAACAGGAUGAAGGAAUAAGGUUCUUUCUUUUGAGCUCUCA